AUGGUAGAGAUGGAGCUGGCACCUCUGCGUAGUAUGGGGGAUUUUCUCUUGGAUUCUGCUAGAUUCCAGACUCCUCAGAUUAAUGAUCCAGAAAAGUGGUCCAAUAGAGUUUUAAAUAAUCUUCUGUAUUAUCAAACGAAUUAUUUCCUUACUGCACUCUUGAUAUUUCUGUUAAUUGGAAUUAUUCACCCAGUGCAGAUUCUGCUGGGAUUCAGUGCUCUUGCUCUAUGUUUUGCACUUUUUGUGUACUUCACCAACAACCAGUACAAGGCUCGACGCUUCAAGCAUGAUCACCCAGUCUUCUGUGUGGCGGCCAUUGUAGCAGCUGGGUACUUUGUGGUAUACAUGUUUGGAGCUGUGCUCGUAUUUAUGUUUGGAAUCGCUUUUCCAUUGUUAUUAAUACUCAUACAUGCCUCAUUGCGCUUACGUAACUUAAGAAACAAGCUGGCCAACAAGAUGGAGUAUGUGGGAUUGAAACGAACGCCAAUGGGUCUGAUUCUAGAAGGACUGGGACAAGAGCAGGAAGCAGGAUCUUAG
Molecule: messenger RNA, 537 nt
Organism: Candidula unifasciata
Lineage: Eukaryota; Metazoa; Mollusca; Gastropoda; Stylommatophora; Geomitridae
Source: the annotation of a GenBank genome assembly